Messenger RNA from Salpingoeca rosetta, 2414 nucleotides. RefSeq lists its product as uncharacterized. The record is from RefSeq and is a predicted model, not a curated record. The transcript has 16 exons. Lineage: Eukaryota; Choanoflagellata; Craspedida; Salpingoecidae. Bases 30 to 2414 code for a protein of 794 amino acids. Gene Ontology annotation, molecular function: protein binding. Gene Ontology annotation, cellular component: elongator holoenzyme complex. Gene Ontology annotation, biological process: tRNA wobble uridine modification.
GACAUAACACAAGCACGGCAGCGGAGACGAUGGCGGAGGACGACAACGUGCGUGUGCAGCAUGUGCUGGCGAGCGCUGGGGUGAACAGCGAUACGGGCUGCUUGGAUUGGAACACGGACAGCGACGUGGUCGCAUAUGCUGCUUCCUGCUUCGUCUUUAUCAACCACAACUCGGCGAGCGCUGAUGUGCCGCAGAAGGUGCAGCAGACAUGUACGGGCCAUUCGGCCCGCGUCAACUGCGUGCGGUGGAUGAGGCAUGUGGACGAUGCCGGCAGCGUCUCCUUCGCACCAAGUUUGCUUGUCACGGGCUCAUCAGACAAGACGCUCAGGCUGUGGAGGAAGAGUGCAGACGUGCCUCACACAUGGAGCACGGUUCAAGUUCUCAAGGAACACGCCGAGUCUGUCACGGACGUGGAGGCGCGCUCCUUCUCCUCUGGUCGCGCCAUCAUUGCCUCCAGUGCCGGUGAUGAGACGGUCAGGCUAUGGCAGAGCCACAAGCCUUCAGAGCCGUUUGAGCUGUUGCAAGUCAUUGCCACGCCACGGCACUACAUGAUGGCCCUGAGCCUAGCCCUGCUUCCCUCCACAGACCGGUUGGUGCUGGCCUGUGGUGGUGACGACAUGCGCGUGCAUGUGUAUGCCGAGACGGCGUCUGAUGGCCUCGUGCACCAGGACUCACUUCCUGGCCACGAAGAUUGGGUUCGCAGCCUCGACUUUACCACCAUACACACUGCCGACGGAUCGAAAGCGCUGCUCUUGGCGAGUGGGGCGCAGGACUGCUUCAUCCGCCUCUGGAAGAUUGCCCAACAAACGCCACUGGCCGCACAGCAGCAGCAGAAACAAGACAAGUUUGAGGCGAUGCUGCAGACAUCGGAGCGCAUCUUCCACGUGGAUGGCCUCACGUUUUGCUCAAGCCUGGAUGCGCUGCUGGCUGGCCACGAAAACAAGUCUGGGAUGUGGCUCGACGGGGCGCGUAUGGGGGAGGUUGGCGGCAACACGCUUGGGUUCUUUGGCGCCGUGUUUGGCCCGCGUGCACAGCAUGUGCUUGGACACAGUUUCCACGGAGCACUGCAUCACUGGGAAGCCGGCUCGUCCUCUUCCUCCUGGACCCCGCGCGUCGUCGUCAGCGGCCACUUCAAGGGCGUGUACGACCUUGACUGGAGCCCCAGCGGCGACUAUCUGCUCACCUGCUCCGACGACCAGACCACCCGCCUCUUCGCCCCCUGGCAGCAUGCCCGCACCACUGAUGCGUGGCACGAGCUUGGGCGCCCACAGGUGCACGGCUACGACCUGCGCUGCCUCGCUGUGAUUGACGAUUCCUCCUUUGCCAGCGGCGCCGAUGAGAAGGUUCUUCGCGUCUUCGAAGCGCCACAGAGUUUCUUCACGUCGUUCCAGACUAUCACAGGCACCUCCCUCACGCAGCUCGGGCAGUCUGUCGCUGUUAAGGGCCGCGCACUUGGCGCCAGCGUCCCUGCCCUCGGCCUCUCAAACAAGCCCGUGUAUGAAGGGGAUACGACACAUGCCAACAAGGACACCGACAGCCACACACAAUACUUUCGAUCGACAACAGAUGACGCCGUGUUCCCCUUUGAAUCCGAACAGCUCCAACAGCCGCCGUUUGAGGCGCAGCUGGUGCAGAACACGCUGUGGCCGGAGACGCGCAAGCUGUACGGCCACGGUUAUGAGCUCAUGUGCGUGGCGUGCGACCACCAGCGCACCGUUCUCGUGUCUGCGUGCAAGGCCACGAAACCGGAACACGCCGCCCUUCGCCUCUGGAGCAUUCAGUCGGGCCUCGAGGUUGCACAACUUCCAGGCCACAAGCUGACGGUGGUGAAAGUUUCCUUUUCUCCGGACGACCGCUGGCUCGUGUCCGUUUCGCGUGAUCGUGCCUUCUGCGUGUACGAACGCGUCGAGACAGAAGCAGGUCCUUCGUACGAACUCCGAUUUACACAUGCGAAAGCACACGAUCGCAUCAUCUGGGAUGUGGCAUGGGUGCCUGACAGCAAGCACUUCAUCACUGGUGCGCGCGACAAGCACGUGAAGGUGUGGGCCGUUGCUGACUCGGGUGAGGCCACGUGCACGUGCACGCUGCCCAAGUUCCCAGACAGCGUCACUGCCCUCGCCGUUACAGCCGACACCCGCCCCUCCUCAUCGUCACCAUCGUCGUCAUCAUCCUCAUCGUCAGCGUUGAUGCUGGCUGUUGGGCUGGACAAAGGGGCGGUUCAUCUCCACCGCUCUGCAGACAACGGCAGCACGUGGGCGCAGGUGCAUGUGCUUGACGAUGGCAUGGCACACCGCGCAACCGUCCGCCGCCUCAAGUGGCGCCCCAACAGCUCCGACGACGCCGCACACCAGCAGGGUCUCUACUUGGCGUCGUGCGGCCUGGAUCACGUCGUGCGCAUCAACUUGGUCGCAUAA